Messenger RNA from Symbiodinium natans, 927 nucleotides. The record is from the annotation of a GenBank genome assembly. Lineage: Eukaryota; Dinophyceae; Suessiales; Symbiodiniaceae.
AUGCCCUCGAAGACGAGGGAAGCGGGACAUGCGGGAGUCUGCCAUGCGGAAGCGGUAGCGUGCCUCCAGAAGGUUUUUGCAAAGAACAACACUGGCUUCGGGUCUGACAGCACGGAUCAGAACAUCGACCCGGGGAAUCUGCAGUAUGGCGAGAUCACAUACCAAGGCAUGCAGCCUCUGUAUAGCGCCCUGGAGCUUGGGCAAGGCGAUGUCUUCUAUGAUCUGGGCUGUGGGGUUGGGAAGCUGGUCCUCUACGUGGCCUUACGGGGCGAUGCCUCGCGCUCCGUGGGGCUAGAGGUCGGCCAGCGCCGCUUUCUGCUGGCAGAGGGGGCGCGCAGCUCGCUGGACGAGGAGCUUGACUCCCAGAAGAAAGCGGGCAAGUCCCAGUCCUCAGCGACGGAGUACAAGUUCAUGCUGGCCGACAUCAGCAGGCACCGCUACCUGGAUCCAACUGUCGCUGUCCUGACCAACCUCUGCAUGGACAUGGGAGUCCAAAGCCGGACGGUCAAUUGCCUUCUGCGUUGCCCCUCCUUCAGGCGUUUGGUGAGCAUCACUCCACUUCUGCAUUCAAGGCUGAAGUUGGUGCGCUCUGUCCUGGUCUCCUGUACCUGGGCCAAAGUGUCGGCGUGGCAGGUUUACGAUGUGCUGCCGCCGCAGGAGCCACUGGCCCGUUCUUUCAUCACCACGCCGACGGUCAUCAAGCGGUGCACCAGCGCAUCGGCCCUGAAGAGGCGUGGUGAGUUGAUGCUGUCACCGGCGCGGACUGAAAAGAAGGACACACUACCUCCAUUGUUGGGCUCGCAAAGUUUGCGGAGGGCUGGUGCAAGAAGUUUGCCUGCAAGCAGGCGUAGCAUGACAUCUGUGAAGCGGAGCGCUCUGCGCCUGAGCUCCAAUAUGGAGCCUGCUACGGAAGAGCCUACCAAGUAG